This is a messenger RNA of Fomitiporia mediterranea MF3/22, 648 nucleotides long. RefSeq lists its product as uncharacterized. NCBI's taxonomy places the organism in Eukaryota, Fungi, Basidiomycota, Agaricomycetes, Hymenochaetales, Hymenochaetaceae. The record is from RefSeq and is a predicted model, not a curated record. The coding region runs from base 1 to 648 and encodes 215 amino acids. The transcript is spliced from 4 exons.
AUGGAUGUGUUGUUGGACCUUGUUGUCGACCAGCGUCGUCAUCAUUGGCGUCAUUGGCCAUCAGCAUCGGGAGCUGUCCCGGGCAGUCAGGGCACAUCAAACGAAGACGAGAAUCGACAUGCCGCCGUUGACAUCGAGCAGGAAGAUAGUGUCCCAAAAAUAGAGCAGGCAGGUGUAACACAACACUCCCAGCUCAUAUGCCUUCUUGAACAGCCCGCUCUUCCGCUGCACGCCAUGGGCAAUUUCGACGCGCCAGCCAAGAACAUGCAACAGACAGACAGCACAGCACAGCACAGCACACAGAGUGGUUACCGACAGCGGACAGCGGACAGCGAAGGAGAUAUAAAAAAUCAAUCGGCGUUAGCCUCCGUCGAAAUAAUUAUAGCAAGCGCACAGCAGCACAGCAGUGCCACUCAGUCAAUGCGUCACACUAGCACUGCAGCUCCCGCACAACGCUGCCUGCAAGAGAAAAUAGAGUCAGCAUGGCGAACUGAAUUGCGCGAGAAAAUAGCACGGGGGAUAGAGAAACGGGACGAUGGAAAUAGGCUAGCGGAUGGAGAGGGACAAGGAGAUGCACGCACCGUUAUUGGGGUGAGUCUCGAUCUUGCAGCGACCCAUAGCGCGAGUCUUUGGACGUGGUCAAUGUAA